Messenger RNA from Cygnus atratus (black swan), 1227 nucleotides. It is a transcript of the gene IHH, whose product is annotated as Indian hedgehog signaling molecule. Gene Ontology annotation, molecular function: patched binding; calcium ion binding. Gene Ontology annotation, biological process: smoothened signaling pathway; multicellular organism development; cell fate specification. Lineage: Eukaryota; Metazoa; Chordata; Aves; Anseriformes; Anatidae. The coding region runs from base 1 to 1227 and encodes 408 amino acids. The transcript is spliced from 3 exons. The record is from RefSeq and is a predicted model, not a curated record.
AUGAAGCCGGCGCGGCUGCUGCUGCUGCUGAGCGGGUGCGCGCUGCUGCUGGCGCCGGCCGUGCGCGGCUGCGGGCCGGGCAGGGUGGUGGGCAGCCGCCGCCGGCCGCCCCGCAAGCUGAUCCCCCUCGCCUACAAGCAGUUCAGCCCCAACGUGCCCGAGAAGACGCUGGGGGCCAGCGGCCGCUACGAGGGCAAGAUCGCGCGCAACUCGGAGCGCUUCAAGGAGCUCACGCCCAACUACAACCCCGACAUCAUCUUCAAGGACGAGGAGAACACCGGCGCCGACCGGCUCAUGACCCAGCGCUGCAAGGACCGCCUGAACUCCCUGGCCAUCUCCGUCAUGAACCAGUGGCCGGGGGUGAAGCUGCGGGUGACGGAGGGCUGGGACGAGGACGGCCACCACUCGGAGGAGUCGCUGCAUUACGAGGGCCGAGCCGUGGACAUCACCACCUCGGACAGGGACCGCAACAAGUACGGCAUGCUGGCUCGCCUGGCCGUGGAGGCCGGCUUCGACUGGGUCUACUACGAGUCCAAGGCGCACAUCCACUGCUCCGUCAAGUCAGAGCACUCGGCUGCUGCGAAGACGGGCGGCUGCUUCCCCGGCCGGGCGCUGGCGACGCUGGAGAACGGCGCCCGGACGCCGCUGUGGGCGCUGCGGCCGGGCCAGCGGGUGCUGGCGAUGGACGGGGCUGGCCGUCCCACCUACAGUGACUUCCUGGCCUUCCUGGACAAGGAACCCCGCGCCCUCACCGCCUUCCACGUCAUCGAGACGCGGGAGCCCCCCCGGCGCCUGGCCCUGACGCCCACCCACCUGCUCUUCGUGGCCGAGAACGCCUCGGCGCCCGCCGCCCGCUUCCGCCCCACCUUUGCCAGCCGCGUGCGCCCCGGACACUUCGUGCUGGUGGCGUCGGGCUCGGGGGGCUUGCAGCCCGCCGAGGUGGUGGGGGUGCGUGGCCGGACGGACGUGGGGGCUUACGCCCCGCUGACGAGCCACGGGACGCUGGUGGUGGACGACGUGGUGGCCUCGUGCUUCGCCCUGGUGCAGGAGCACCAGCUGGCCCAGCUGGCUUUCUGGCCGCUCCGGCUCUACCACGGCCUGGUGGGGUGGCCGGGGGUGCAGGGGGACGGCGUGCACUGGUACUCGGGGCUGCUCUACCGCCUGGGCAGGCUGCUGCUGCCCCCCGACAGCUUCCACCCGCUGGGGGUGCCCCGGGUGGAGAGCUGA